AAGUGUCAUAGAGUGGGCGGGGCAUCUCGAUCGGGGAUGAGCUUUAAACAUGAGAGCAUAACCUUAGGGUUGUGUUCUCUAUCAUAACAGUCCGUUUCGAUCUCUAAAAGCGCUUCCAGCUGCGGGGGUGUAUGAGGAGCAUCAGAGUAAAGAGUUUUACCUCGAUCAGGUAGCGAAGGAGGUGAAAGUAGGAGUGGAAGAGGGGGGGCUGUGGUUGGAUUUAGUGAAAGAAAACAAUAUGGCCGCGGUGGAGCUGGAAUGGAUCCCUGAGACCCUGUACAACACCGCUAUCUCAGCCGUGGUCGACAACUACGGCCGAUCGCGACGGGACAUCCGCUCUCUGCCUGAAAAUAUACAGUUUGAUGUGUACUACAAGCUUUACCAGCAAGGCCGGCUCUGCCAGCUGGGAGGGGAGUUCUGUGAGCUGGAGGUCUUCGCUAAAGUCCUCAGGGCCUCUGACAAAAGGCACCUCCUACACCACUGCUUCCAGGCUCUGAUGGACCACGGUGUAAAGGUCGCUUCAGUCCUGGCCAACUCUUUCAGUCGCCGAUGUUCAUACAUCGCAGAGUCAGAUGCGCAUGUGAAAGAGAAAGCUAUACAGUUUGGCUUUGUUUUAGGUGGCUUUUUAUCAGAUGCCGGCUGGUAUGGAGAUGCAGAGAAAGUCUUUCUGUCUUGUCUCCAGCUGUGCACAUUACACGAUGAGGUUCUUCACUGGUAUCGUGCAGUGGAGUGUUGUGUGAGGUUACUUCAUGUGCGUAAUGGCAACUGCAAAUACCACCUGGGAGAAGAAACUUUCAAACUGGCCCAGUCUUACAUGGACAAACUAGCCAAACAUGGCCAUCAGGCUAAUAAGGCUGCCCUGUAUGGAGAACUGUGUGCCCUACUCUUUGCCAAAAGCCACUAUGAUGAGGCUUAUAGGUGGUGUAUAGAGGCUAUGAGGGAGAUCACAGUUGGCUUACCUGUGAAAGUAGUAGUUGAUGUUCUCAGACAAGCCUCUAAGGCAUGUGUUGUUAAGCGGGAGUUUAGGAAAGCUGAACAACUGAUAAAACAUGCAGUCUUCUUGGCGCGGGAACAUUUUGGGCACAAGCACCCAAAAUACUCAGAUACACUACUAGAUUAUGGAUUUUAUCUAUUAAAUGUGGAUAAUAUCUGUCAAUCAGUGGCCAUUUACCAGACUGCACUAGAUAUUCGGCAGUCAGUGUUUGGAGGAAAGAAUAUUCAUGUUGCAACUGCACAUGAGGACCUGGCGUAUUCGUCCUACGUCCAUCAGUACAGCUCUGGUAAAUUCGACAAUGCACUAUUCCACGCAGAACGUGCCAUAGACAUCAUAACUCACAUUCUCCCUGAAGACCAUCUGCUGCUGGCCUCGUCCAAGAGGGUGAAAGCCCUUAUUCUGGAGGAGAUCGCCAUUGAUUGCCAUAACAAAGAAACGGAGGAACGCCUCCUGCAGGAGGCCCAUGAUCUGCACCUCUCCUCCCUGCAGUUGGCCAAAAAAGCUUUCGGAGAGUUCAACGUUCAGACGGCAAAACACUACGGGAACCUGGGCCGCCUCUACCAAUCCAUGCGCAAAUUCAAGGAGGCAGAGGAGAUGCACAUCAAGGCCAUUCAGAUCAAGGAGCAGCUGUUGGGACAGGAGGACUAUGAGGUGGCUCUGUCAGUGGGACACUUGGCCUCGCUCUACAACUACGACAUGAAUCAGUACGAUGACGCAGAGCGUCUGUACUUGCGUUCCAUCGCUAUUGGCAAGAAGCUGUUUGGGGAGGGUUACAGUGGACUGGAAUAUGACUACAGAGGCCUGAUAAAACUGUACAACUCAGUUGGAAACUACGAGAAGGUCUUUGAGUACCACAAUAUUCUGUCCAACUGGAACCGUUUAAGGGACAGGCAGUUUGCGGUAGCCGAUGCGCUGGAGGAUGUCAACACGAGCCCCCAGGCCACAGAGCAGGUGGUGCAGUCUUUCCUGCUUUCCCAGAGCCACGGAGCCGGGCGUCCCUGCUUGGGCUAACGGCCGGGAAGCCCACCUGAAACAUAGAUGUGCACACCCACCCCCAUUUCACACCCUCACAUCCAUUUAUUCACAAGUAAUCCAGAUGGGCGGGGAGUGUGAUUAUUAUCCUGAGUUUCUCAAGGACUGUCAGUACACUUGUACCAGCAACUCCCCAAAACCAUUUCCUUAAAAUGGGAGAAAAACCAUGACAUAUUUGCGACCAUGCUAACACUCAUGAUGGAUAAGCAACCAUUCAUCGAAUUCAUUCACUCUCCUUUGAAGAACCCGACCAUUGAGUUGAAUAAAAAAACAGCGCAGUCUGACAAAGACGGAAAACUUCCACACCCUCUAUUCUUUUUUAAAUUUUAUUUUGUAUUUGAAGGAGAGUCGGUCCACACUACAGGAAUACUUUGUUUAUCACCGCUUUGUCUAUGUGUGGAGGAAAUUGCUCUGCGCAGCUCCCACAGAACGAGAUUCGGCAUCGUUCAUAUAACCGAGUGAAGGAACAUCCGUAGACAUCCGUGUCCCCAUUAACACGAGGAUUAGAGCUCGACUUCAUAUAAUGCAAAGCUUUGCAUUUGAGGAUUACCUGUGUGCUCUCUGGAAAAUGAGACCAGCCAUGUUACAUUAUGGACCAUUGUGUUUAUUUUUGCUUCUUUUUUUAUUAUUAAUUCAUGUCACGUGUGAAAUUUACGGACCAGUGAGUUUACGAUUGCUCUAGAUACCUUGUUUUAAGUUCUCUUCUGGUUUUGUAUUCCCUUAGUACUGACAUAGCUUAUUUUAAACUGCCAAUAAUUUAUAUGCAAGGUAUGCUACAACUUGUAGGUGUAAUGUUGCAAACGGAUGAGCCAAAAUGACUUCUGUUCAUAAUAAUAAUAUGUGUGCGACCACAGCUAAUUGCCAUAAUAUGAACUAAACAGAGUGGGAGGACGAGUUCACAAAGCUGGCUUUCUGUCAUAGCGGAGCCUUAUUCACGCACACGCGCACACACACACACACACACACACACACACACACACGAUAUAAGCUGAAGCGGUGAUAGUUAUAAGACAAGGUUUCCCAGGUCGUUGUUGUUUUCCUUUCAGAGCUCGGCCCCGGGCGGCGUAGAUUAACACCCCUGGCCCACUGCCAGCUGACUGGACAUAGAGAAAAGGGCUGAGCGCAGCACCUGUCAUUGUGAAGAGGCUCCCCUGCUGGGGAACCUGCGGUAUAGUGCAUAGGGGUGUGAAUCCACGCAUGAUUGUGUAGUAGUGCAAUAUUUGCGGAACACACCUGUACCACUCCAAAACCAAUCAGUCUGACUCAUUUCACUGCCGCUCCUCUCUCGAUCCAUAUCCAAAAGCCACACAGACUCAUUUCAAGUUUGAAUGAGGAUCGUUCAGAUUAAAUUGGUAUCCUUUUGUCACACCUUCAUAAAGAACUCAUUGCUGAAACACAGCCUUGCUGCGGGCUAGUCAUGUAGAAUGUGCUUUUAGUGUCUCGCUACAUUUUAGCUCCUAGCUGGCAGCACCGGGACCCCAGAUCGAGCUGAAGUCCCAGCCUUAGUCUUAAAGGACUCUCAGCUGGCUGGGAUCUGCUUUGUCUGCUUUUUUUUUUUUUAGCUCGCUUUGAACGAAACCUCCACCUGCAGCUUUUCAAACACCUUUAGCCCCGUAAACAGAACAAGAGAUGGCUUAGGACAUGUGAGGGACUAUAUUUCGCACAUUUUGACUCCUUAAAAAUCCCUUUAUUGUUGUGUUUGAGGUUUUAUCGUGAAGAUUUAGGUGGUCUUAAAAAGGAAAGUCCACCUAAAAUGAAAAUUCUGUCUUAAUUUGCUCACCCUCAUGUCAUUCCAAACCUGUAUGGAUUUCUUUCUGCUGUGGGACGUGAAAGAAGAUAUUUUGAAGAAUGUUGAUAACCAAACAGUUUCCAUUGACUUCCACUGUAUGGACAAAAUUGCAAUGGAAGUCAAUGGGAACUGAAAAUAUCUUCUUUCAUGUUUCACAGAAGAACGAAAGUCAUACAGCUUUGGAAAAAGAUGAGCUUGAGUAAAUGAUAGAAUAUUCAUUUUUGGGUGGACUAUUCUUUUAAUACCAUAUUUGAGGCAGCAAGGUAAGGACAGGAAUUUGCCUUGGUUAGAGAGAUGGAAUAUUGUAACAAAUAAACUGUGAUCUUGCAAAUUUUGUAAGUGCAUUUCCAUUGACUAUGUGCUGUAAAUUGACUGAAUUAGUGGGAGUUCUCAUAUCAGAUGAUGAGUUUAGGAAUAUGAACAUCAAAUGUGAAAAUAAUGCACAUGGGAAACAAGUAAGCUUGGUGGAUGCUGAAUGAAUUUAUAACGUAGCUCCGAUUGCUUCCUUCUGAAUGUCGAUUCAAGGGCUUAUUUGUCAACCUCAAGUGGUAUUUCAUGGUCAGAAAGAUGAUUGAUCACUGUUGAUCAAAUCCAAAAUGCUUCUCCAUCUGAAUAGGCCACAGUUCCCCAAAAAUCAAAGGUGCUUCUGGGUCAAAUGUUCUCUAUUUUUGCAUGUUUAAGUAAAUGUAUAUAGAUGUAGAUGCAUAGCUACAAGUGGUUAUUGUCCCAGUGAGCUCCAUAGUGACAGAAGAAAAAAAAAAACUAUUUUACUGAGCAGUUAAUAAAUGUCCCAUGAAAUAAGAGAAAAAAAGAAUGAACUUGGCGACUCUGAAGUGUUAAACUGAUCACAGAAAUUAAUAAAUAGCAUCCUCUGACAAUGAAAGCAAUCCUGUCACUUCAGCUUUUCUGCCCUCAGAGAGUUGGAGAAUGUAAUUAAGGGUUGAUAGCUGAUACAGUGGGUCCUUUUAGAUGCUAAUUAUCUUUAUGAAGUCCUCAGACAUGCUGCCACGUGUAGAGUGUGAUUUAGCCAAAGUGCUGUUUCCGAUGGACGAUGGCGAUCUAUGAUGUAACAACCUAUGAGUGGACGUGAUCUCUUAUGACUUUCUUUUAUUGUCUAUAUUCAUUGGAGACACUCUAGAAGAGUUUUUGAUCAAAUCCAAUGACAAAGAAGAGGAAAAACAUGUUAUUUAACAAUGAUACUGACUGUUACCCUGGAAAUGUCAGUAACCUGUGCCACAGUGAGCCUCUGCUUGGAUUCUCUUCAGUCAUUGGCUUUAUGUAACUCACCCUCAGUAGAGUCUUCUGUACAUUGUACAUCUGUAACCACCAAAUCAUUAUUAAACUCAUUUGUAUCCACUAUUGUGAAAAUCUGUAACUACUUCUAACACACAAAAAAAAAACAAUAUAGAGCUGUCUAAUAGACUACAACGAGCAAUAUUGCUUCUUAAGUAUUAAAGUUGCUUUAUUUUUUGCCUUUACAUGAUUAUUCUCCACCUGUUCCUGAAGUCAGUGUGAUAUGUUGAGUCCAUGAGUUGAAUGAAUGAAUCCACCCUCUUUUAGGUGGAUUGAUGACUGAACAAAAAAUAAAAAAUAAAAGACUGUACUCAGCA
Molecule: messenger RNA, 5425 nt
Organism: Onychostoma macrolepis
Lineage: Eukaryota; Metazoa; Chordata; Actinopteri; Cypriniformes; Cyprinidae
Gene: appbp2
Product: amyloid beta precursor protein (cytoplasmic tail) binding protein 2
Exons: 13
Coding region: 239-2005 (588 amino acids)
Biological process (GO): intracellular protein transport
Molecular function (GO): protein binding
Source: RefSeq, a predicted model, not a curated record